Molecule: messenger RNA, 898 nt
Organism: Dermacentor andersoni
Lineage: Eukaryota; Metazoa; Arthropoda; Arachnida; Ixodida; Ixodidae
Source: RefSeq, a predicted model, not a curated record
UGGAUGACCGGCCCGCGUCCGCCGGAUAGACAAGACGCCUCAGCAACGACGACGUCCUCGGCUCCACUGUUGACUCUUGUUGGCAGAGACUCCUAAAGCGUCACCGUCUCCGGGCAGUCUCGCAGUAAACUUCCGCUGACUCGCCGUCGUUUGAAAUUCCUAGUGAGUCAGACAGCGUCUCCCGUGAGCGACUCGAUCGGCGACCACCCCCCCGCUGCUCCCCCGGAGUCAUCCCUCCUUCUUCUACACAGACGCCCUGCUGUGGACUGACGAGCACAUUAUUACGCCCACGAUGCGCUCUCCGGUUUCUGUGGUGCUGCUUCUUGGGCUGUUCUGCCUGUCGGUGACGUCAAUACCCGCAGGCUACCCUGUGGCCAACCCGUAUUCCCUGGUGUACUCCGACUACCCGCUCCCGUACCACAACGGUUACGCCCAGCCGUACCAGGCCACCUACCAAACUGGCUACCAGCCUGGCUACCAGUACUACCCGUCCGGUUACCAGCCCGGCUAUCCCGGAGGCCACCAGACGUUAGUCGUUGGACUCGGCUCCCACGGGGGCCACGUCCUGUUUCCGACCACGGUGCCGAACGCGCGCCCUGUGCUUGUUCCGCUAGUGCCGGUGGUGCAGCAGCAGCAGCAGCAGCAGCCCUCCAGGCGGCCCCAGCUCCCGGACAGACACGACAGGCCGCUGGUUGUGAACCCCAAGCAGGUCAUCCGGGCAGAGGAACCCGACAACCGCCGCCAUAGCACCGGCCGCCACGAACCGGAAGAAGUCAUCGACGUCAUCGUGGACCGGAAGCCCGUCACCGCACAGUAGACAGUGCUGCUCCCGGCGGACGAUACGGAAAACUAACACGGGGAGAAAGGCAACAGAACAUUAAAGAACAUGGAAACUCUC